AUGUCAAGAACAUUGCUCGACUAUUGUCCAUCCACAUGUUUGGUGUGUGGAAGCGAGGCUCAUGGCCAGCACUUUGGAGUCGAGACUUGUCGAGCGUGUGCCGCGUUUUUUAGGUAAAAAGUGUACAAAGUUCACAAUAUCUAUUGGACUUUUACUUUUUUAGACGGUCAGCAGCUCACCGAGAAGACGAAUAUGUCUGUAAAAGAGCGAGAAGCCCGUGUGAGUUUAAAAACACAUUCUGUAAAUAUUGUCGACUUCAAAAGUGCCAACAAGUUGGAAUGAGCCGCUGCUUCAAAAGUGAGUUUUUGUGCUUGCCGGUGAAUAUCUGUAAUUUCAGAAGUGACGCCCCCAAAAACCGUCUUUGAAUUGAGUGACCUGGCUGAAAGAGUGACGUCACAAGAUCGUCUACUCUAUUGUGUUUGGCAUCCGAUCACCAAGCAACCAACGAAAUGGAUCAACGUCGAACCGAUCAUAAAACGAAGUCGACACGUUUUGGAUACGGUAUUCAACAAUUUAAAGUCCUUUUACGUUAUAGUAACCACCACUUUUUCAGUACGAACUGCCCCGAGAUCCACAAUAUCAGCUGCUAAACUCACUCGAGAAAAUGAGUUUUUCGCUGGACCGAUUGAGAAGUUCACAAUCUCAGAACCCGAAACUUGAGACCGCCAUGAACUUUGACGUCUAUUUUCUGACGUGGGAGGCAAAUAUGGUGAGAGCCGCCGAAUGGCUCAUGCACUCCCACGAGUUCCGGCAACUUCCAGCACACGAAAAAGUAGCGUUAACCUACUCUGAACGGUCAAAAACAAGACAAUUUUCAGCUGGCCUUUUUCAAAAUAACGUGGGCCGUGUGGAGGCGUUUCGAACGGAUGAGCAUGUCCGCCGACGUGCUUGGCAAGAGAAGUGUCGAGCGGAAAAUGUACUUGCUUGAUGAUAAACGGGCGGCCGAGUGGACAGAGGUUCGACUCGACGCGUCCGAUUAUUGGAAGAAGGGCGCCGAGAAGUACAGACAGUGAGUUGGCUCUGAAGAACUAGGCGACGGCACAGAAAAUGUAGGCCAUACCCUAAAAACCAGACUUGCCAAAUUAAUUAACAAAAGCCCGGCUCAAAAGGCGCGAAUUCAAAUUUUUGGGGGAAAUCUAUUUUUUAUUUUUUUGCGGGGAUCAAAAUUUAAAAAAAAAUUAUUUGAGCAUUUUCGGGAGCUUCAUCGACGAAAAUUUCUCUCUGCAACUAGUCCCUCUUGGAUUCACUGCAGCAUUUGAUGGAAAAUCUAAUUCCGAGACAGUGACAUUUCUUUUUUAUGCUCGAUACUUGCAAAAUUCGUUAGUUCUACGAAAAACAAACAUUUUAUUUAAUCAAUAGUUCAAAAUUUGGAUUCCCGCUUUUUGAACCGGGCCGACCGGGCCGGGCCGGGCCGGAGUUUUGAAAAUUUUGGCCCGGCCCGUGGCAACUCUGCUAAAAACCAGCUCUUUUUCUGGAGAAUGUAGAGUAAGAACCAGAGUUGAGCGGAAGAGCUGAACGGAAGAGAACACGGAAUAAUUUUUAUCUUUUUUAGAAAAUUUUUUCAUGAAAUGUGAUCAACUGACGAAAUGUAUAGCAAAGUGAACUGUGCUCAUAAAAAAAUAAUUGUAAAUUUAGCUUUUCAUACAAAAAAGUUAUUCGAGUUGUUGCGUGAAAAAAGGGCCAACGCAACAACUCGAAUAACUUUUUUGUAUGAAAAGCAAAAUUAACAAUUAUUUUUCUAUGAGCACAGUUCACUUUGCUAUACAUUUCGUCAGUUGAUCAUAUUCCAUGAGAAAAUUUUCUAAAAAAGAUAAAAAUUAUUUCGUGUUCUCUUCCGUUGAGUUCUUCCGCUCAACUCUGGUAUGCAGACUUGCCAGAUUACGGGCCGGCCCGAGAAUUUGCUGGCCCGGCUAAAAAGGCGCGAAUUCAAAUUUUUGGGGGAAAUCUAUUUUUUCGUUUUUUUUGCGGGGAUCAAAAUUAAAACUUUUGCUUUGAUGCCAAUAAAAACUAUUUUUGAGAACUACAUUUCUUUUUUAUGCUCGAUACUUGCAAAAUUCGUUAGCUCUACGAAAAACAAACAUUUUAUUUAAUCAAUAGUUCAAAAUUUGGAUUCCCGCUUUUUGAACCGGGCCGGAAUUUUGAAAAUUUUGGCCCGGCCCGUGGCAACUCUGCUGGUAAGAACGAGAAAAUGACCGAAUUUUUGCAGCAACGCGCGAGAAAACCUGCAGCUCUACUUCGAGGGCGUCGUGCGACCGUGUCUCGAGUGGAAGUUCAGCCCGAUCGAGAUCUCGUUCGCCAUCAGUCAGAUCGUGUGGAGCUACGCGGGUCGCAAGCUGCUCGGACAGACUCUGGCGGCCGGCGAACUGUUUUUGGAGCGGAUAUCCAACGAUCUACACGAAUACUAUCGACGACGACACAUUCACAACUACGCGGCACGCCUGUCGGUCAUCAUGGACAUGGUCAACUUUGUACUGGUAUGCUGCUGCAUUUGCAUGUAGAAAACCAGGAAAAAUGUAUUUUUUUUCAGAAAAUUCAAGCGGAACACGAGAAACGGAUGGAGAUGGUGAUGUUGUUCGAUAUGAUGUCGGUUCAAUUAUCGGAUCCUCAAUUCUUUUGUGUCUAG
Caenorhabditis sp. 36 PRJEB53466 is the source of this 2623-nucleotide messenger RNA. The record is from the annotation of a GenBank genome assembly. Lineage: Eukaryota; Metazoa; Nematoda; Chromadorea; Rhabditida; Rhabditidae.